CCCCUCGGCCCGCCCGUAGCCGACCCGUCCCCGGCGCGCAGCCCAGACCGCGGGACGGUUCUGGAGGGCAAGUACGUCGCGCUCGAGCCCCUCGACGCGGACAAGCACGCCGCGGGGCUGUACGCGGCCCUGUGCGAGUACCCGGCCCGCAUCGCGUCCAGCGCUGGCAAUGCGUACCUACCCGUCGGGCCGUUUGCCAGCAGGGAAGAGUUCACGAGGCAGAUGCAGGCGUACAGCCCGAGCAGAGACCCCUUCUUCUACGCUGUGGUCACGAGGCGGGACAUCGUCACCCAAGACAACGGCAGCGCCACACCGACAACCGCAAUAAAAACGCCCGCAGGCUCGCCGGUGGGCUGGCUGUCCCUGCUCAACGUCGAGACGGCCCACCAGAGCCUCGAGGUCGGACACGUGGCCUUCUCCCCAGUCCUGCAGCGCACCGUGGCGUCGACCGAGGCGCUGUACCUAGUCAUCCGGCACGCGUUCGAGGCCCUGGGGAACCGCCGGGUCGAGUGGAAGUGCGACGUGCUCAACGCGCCGAGCCGGCGCGCCGCCGAGAGGCUGGGGAUGAGCUUCGAAGGGGUGUUUAGGAAGCACCGCAUCGUGAGGGGGAGGAACCGGGAUACCAGGUGGUACUCGGUCGUGGAUGAUGAGUGGUUUGGAAGGGUUGGGGACGGUGAGGGUAGGGGGAGGGGAGGACUGAGGGCUGGGUUUGAGGAGUGGUUGCGGGACGACAACUUUGGCGAGGACGGGGUGCAGAAGAGGACUCUGGAGCAGGUCCGA
This is a messenger RNA of Microdochium trichocladiopsis, 780 nucleotides long. RefSeq names its product N-acetyltransferase GCN5. Lineage: Eukaryota; Fungi; Ascomycota; Sordariomycetes; Xylariales; Microdochiaceae. The annotation marks the transcript as partial. Gene Ontology annotation, molecular function: protein-N-terminal-alanine acetyltransferase activity; protein N-terminal-serine acetyltransferase activity. The record is from RefSeq and is a predicted model, not a curated record. The transcript has 2 exons.